UGCCAUCUCCCCCCCACCCCUCUUUUUUUAUACUUAUCUGCGUGGCGCAGGAGAUUCUGGCGCCGCGCAGGCGGAGGAGAAAGGAAAUGAGAAGCAGAGGAGGGUCGCCAGCGCCGCAUUCACUCAGCACCAAGGACAGCGCCGGAUUCAGCACCAUGGACAGCUCCUCAGCGCAGAGCGGGUUCGACAACAGGCCGAACCACAGAAGUUUGUAGAGGGACUUUAGACACCUGACGGUGCCAAACUAUACUGUGGAUUUGAUCCCAUUUUCUCUGCUUUUUCAUCGUUUGGGGGACUUCUUGGGGUUUGGAGAAGACAUCAGGAGCUCCUCUGGUAGAGUGGGGGGAUCCAAAUUUCUGUCAGUUUCGGACUAUAGCUCCCAGCCACCCCAGGUGGUAUUUGAGUUUGUGCUGGUUGGAUGAGGAAGAAAACAAGAAGAAGAAAUGAUGCAAUCAUUAUAAAAUACACAUUUUUUUCAUUUGUAGAGGCAGAUCAGGUCAACUUGAACUGAGCAGAAAUCUCAAAGAAGUCCUCAAAGUUGAGCAGACAGCUCCUGCCACUGGGGUACCACUGAUCCAAACCAGAUUUGGACUCAUUUUCUGUGCUGAUUUUGGACGUCGAAGAGGGAGGAAGCAAAAGAAAAAAUGUCAGUGAGUCAACAGCUGGAGCUAAAAACCAAACAGACCGUUCUCCUCAAAGCAAAACCGAAACAUCCAUGAAUAAUUGGAAUACUAUAAGCUUAAAUUUUAGAGCUUUAAUUGUUUGUAAGGGAAUGGACGGCUUUAAUUAAAUAUAAGCAGAAAUCAAGCGAUUUUUGGCGUUUGAAGGAUGGUGUUUCCACACCCACGUUCAUAGAGAAGGUUUUUUUUUUUUUUUUUUUUUCUUUUAGGGGAAGGAAACGCAGCAGGACGUUAGGCAGGGAAAAAGGGGGGAGAUUAGCGCAGCUGGAACGCAGCAGCGCUCUCAUUACAGGGGGACACGAGCGGCUGGAGGCGCGCAGAGGCGCAAUGUGGCACCGCCGUCACCCUGCGCUCUGACGGAGCGUGGGCAGCUCGUUGGAUGGGGAUGGUGAGAACCGCUUUUUGAUGCGCGAGAGAGGAAGAAAGAAAGAAAGAAAGUGCCAGCUUUCCCACCCAUCGCCCUGAGCGUCAACUAAACAACCCGAGAAUCCAAGAAUCCCUUUUUUAUAUUUUUUGCUCCCCGUUCAUAAUCACACAAAUCUGAUUGUAGAUUUGUGUGCGUUUUUUUUAUGCUCGGCUGCUCCUCGAUCUCUCCAAGUCUCGCGGGAUAUUAAGGAAAUAAAAGGGUGAAUCUCAAAGAGCAGAAAGAAGAAAAAAAGGAGAAGAGAUUAAAGCACCCAGGAGCCGCCUAUAUGAAGAUGCUGAUGUGUGACCGCGGCGUCCAGAUGCUCGUGACGACGGUGGGUGCGUUCGCCGCCUUCAGCCUCAUGACCAUCGCCGUCGGCACGGACUACUGGCUGUAUUCGCGCGGGGUCUGCCGCGUGAAGAGCAGCGGCGACAACGACACGAGCCGCAAGAACGAGGAGGUGAUGACGCACUCCGGCCUCUGGCGAACCUGCUGUCUGGAAGGAACCUUCAGAGGAGUUUGUAAGAAGAUCGACCAUUUUCCGGAAGAUGCCGACUAUGAAGCGGACGCUGCCGAGUAUCUCCUCCGUGCUGUGCGUGCCUCCAGCAUCUUCCCCAUCAUGAGUGUGGGCCUGCUCUUUCUGGGGGGGCUCUGUGUGGCUGCCAGUGAGUUUUACAGGAGCAGACACAAUGUCAUCCUCAGUGCAGGAAUCUUCUUUGUAUCUGCAGGCCUUAGCAACAUUAUUGGAAUUAUUGUCUACAUCUCAGCCAAUUCCGGGGAUCCAGGUCAAAGUGACAGUAAGAAGUCCUACUCCUACGGCUGGUCGUUCUACUUUGGGGCCCUCUCGUUCAUCAUGGCAGAAAUGGUGGGCGUUCUGGCUGUGCACAUGUUCAUAGAGAAGCACCGCAAACUGCGGGCCAAGUCCCGCACCGAGCUCAUCAAGAAGUCUGCCUUCAGCCGCAUCCCCUCCUACCGCUACCGCUUCCGGCGCCGCUCCAGCGUGCGCUCCUCCGAAGCCCCCAGCCGAGAUGCAUCGCCGCUGGGCAAAGGAGGCUACACGGGGCCGGCCGCCUCGGAGAUGCCCAUGUACACGCUGAACCCACGGGAAGCCGGGAACGCCGGCACCAAAGCGUGCAUGGGAGGGCUGCUCAACUCGGAGCGGGAGUUCCUUCAGAGCAGCACACUCGCCAAAGACUACAACAAGGACCCCAACCGGAGGACCACACCCGUCUGAGAGGUUCUGGCUGUAGAUAUCACCCAGUUAGAGUAGCAAAGAUGACGAUGAAGGGAAAUUCAGAGGGGAUGCAAUUAAAAAUCGGGGCAGAGUUUUGGUGGGUGGGAAGGAGUCUGACAAACCACAACUGUGAACUUUUAGCCUUUGAACUGUGAAUCCUGAGCCCUGUGAGAGUUUAAGUGUGCGUCGCAGGCUUUGCUUUGAUGGAGAAGUUGUUCCCAACUCCACUUCACCACAUAUCACUGUAGCUGUAGCCGCAACUCCUUAUGUAAGAAGGCACAUUCGGUGUGUAAUUCAUAUUUUCCGACUUUUUCAUAAGGAGCAAAAAAAGGACUAACCAAAAAAAAAAAAAAAAUAAAGCAUAUCGUGAGUGGUUUCUCGUUGGGGCAACUUCUUCUGAAAACAAAAAAAAAAACAAAAAAAAUGGGAGGAGAAGACGAAAGAGGCGGCAUACUUUGUGUGAUCUGUGGUCUUUUGAGUUCUCUCCUAUUGACUUUUUUUUUUGUUAGCAGCAGAGUUGGAUCAAUGAAGGGAACAGCCUUAGAUCUCCAUGCUGACUCUCUGAUUACAAUACUGUUUAAAAGUGAGGAAGUUGAACACCUUAACAUACAAUCAGAGCCAUUUUCAGUUCACUUUAAGGAGGAAUAUAUCAAACUUAUUCAAAUUUUUCUGACAUUUGUUGUAUAUAUAGAUGGCUUUCAUGCUGAUUGAUCUCUGAACUGAAAAUGAAGCUCAUUACUGAUCACAUUUUACCUCCACCUGUCAAUCCUCAAAGCUACGUUCACACCGCUAGCAAGUUUUACAAUCGUUUUCGGGCUCUACGUUAAAAAAGCAUCAAACUUUGACCAAUCGGGAGCCUUUGGUUUGAUAGUGACGUAUACAUUUGGUUUACCUGGUAAACACAGUCAUGCCUACAAACCUGAUGAUAUCUGCGUUUUUUUUGUUUUUGUUUUUUAUGAGUAAAGAUAAACCAGGGCCACGCUCCUGACAAGAUCGUAAUCCAUAUCCACCAUUUCAAGGUUGCUAGCAGUGCACCAAACCGUUUCACACCAAACCUCUUUCAACUGUUGGUGGGGCACAUGCUCUAGCAAACAGUAAGGUGAAAUCUGAAUUCUUUCCCUACCCCUCCAACUGAAGGGGCAUUUGAAGGGAAAGGGGUGUCUGAAAUAGUUAUUUUAAGAGUAGAGCGAAGGGACUUCGAGUUCUGUAUCCCUCCUAGCUGUGUCACGCUGUGCCGCGGAGAAGAAGCAUUUUUCUUCACAUGGGUGUGCUUUGAAGCACAGAAGUUUACUCUUAAAUGUGAGUAAUGACUUUUUGUUUGCGUACGACCUUUUUAAAGGGAAAAAAAACGAUUUUGUUAUGUAUAUCUGAGAACUAGCUAACGCAGCUGACCGGCGGCUAUUGGUGACAUCAUCGAGUGGGAGUAACGUUUGAAUUUAAAGACACUGUUUUUCCAUAACUCUGUUUGGAGGGCUAAAUGUAGGGGUAGGGGGAAGAAUUUGGAUAUAGGAGAAGAAAAGGAAGCCCCUCCCUGCGUGUCCAGUGUGAACACCGUGACACCCGGUGUGUCCGUAGCUUUAGACAUAACCUGGUGGAGGUUCUGACUUAAGGUGAGACUAAACGAAACUGAUGAAUCACUUUUAGACAGUAGGGUUUGAUCCAUUGGUGCUUCCUUUAAACUGUGUUUUUUAUAUAUCUAUUUUUUUUUUAUUCUGUUACUUUUUAUCUGAAACUUGAGAGGAUGAGAUAUUUGUCAGUUAGCUUUCACAAAUCACCUUUCGCCUUCCACGUCUGUCGGUGCGGCUUCAUCUCAUCCUGCACCCGCCCGCCCACCACCUUCGCUCAUCCUUCCACCCUGUUCCCCCUCCCCCAUCCCCUCAUCUUGUAAAGGAUAACCAGCCAGAUUUAGGUCCUGUCUUCCAUCGGUGUCACUUCUAGACCAGCAAGGUUUCCUGAAGGUUCAGGGUACGGAGAGGAGAGACCGCUGAGCUGUGAAUACUGUACUGUGAAAGGCGGUGCCAAAAAAAAAGACAUUCAACAAACUAGAAGGUGGACUAUUCCUGUUUGCCCACUACCUCUUGAUGAUUAUGUUUUAGAUGAAUUUACUACAAAGUUGUCUUUGCUUGCGAGAAUGACUGUCAAACGUUCAGCUGCAGAAAUAAAGCGGACAAUAAUGCUCACUCCAGUCUAAGAGCACAUCUCUGCAACUAUUUGUUUGAGCGUGGCGAACAGUUUAAGUGGAAAGUGGAGGAAAACAACAACAAAAAAGAACAUUUGCACCCUUCAAAGCAUUUGCUCCACCCAUCAUUCAAACUGUCAGUGCACAAAUAUGAACACACAUGCAGAACAUGAGCCUGAGCACACUGUGUCUCCAAGAUGUGACAUUUAUAGUUAGCCUCCUGUAUGAUUGCGUCAUUCUCCUUGCAGCUUUUAUUUUUUAAGGCUGUCCAUGCAGGUGCAGAGAAUUCCUGCACUAGUCCUGGCGGCGUGUCUAUUUUUUAAUGUCGUUCACUGAAAAAUCAGCAUUUAAAUAGUACAGAAAGCGUAGACCAGUUUCCUUCAGGAGAUGUACCAAUGCAGUAAAAUGUCUGUAUCUCAAUAUAACUGCAACUUUUGACGGUUUUCUUAAAACAUUACAACAGAUUUUCAGAUUUUAUCUGUUCCCUGUUUUUAAAAAAAAAAGUUUUUGUGUUUUUACCUAAUCUGGCCUUAGUGCCAAUCAGGGCUGUGCGAACUUCAAAAGUAAAUUAAGAAAUACUGUUAAAUUCUGACUUAUUUCAUGAAUUUGGGUUCAGUUUUUCUAUUGAGUAAAAUCAAGUAUUGCAGUUUGACAUGAACAAAAGAUGAAUUGUAAAUGUGAGUAAACCUUUGUGGAUCAAUAAUCAAUUAUUUUUUACAUUUUUAAAUCAAAUUAAUAAAAACCACCCACAUAAGUAAUCUUCUAAGGGAAAAAAACAGCUAUAAAAACAGAAAAGAAGUUUGAGUCACAAAACAUAAACUAUAUUAUCUUUUUUAAUUUUUAUGUUUAAAGGAAAAAAAACUAACUAAUUUGACUUGUUUUUACAAAAACAGUGACUUUUUAGAGAUGAUAUGGAAAUUCCUUGAAACAUUAACAAAAAAAGUUUUAAAUUUGUGCCAAAAAAUUAUGUCAACUGCCCAGUAUUUUUUUCCUUUAUGCUAAAAACAUUUUCUAAAUUAAAAAAAGUUGUAUUUGUUCUUACAACAAUGAAACAUUUUUACAUUUAAAAUGACAAUUAGGAAUUUAUUACAUAUUUCCCUAUUCUAGAACAAAAAGUUCUUAUUUCUGUAAAUGUAAAAGACAAUUAUUUUAGCAAAAAAAAUGACCUAUUUAUAUAAAAAAUGUUAUUGCCUUAGAUUAAUAUACUUAAAUAAGAGAGAUUUUUUUUUUCUAUAAUAAAUAUUUUAUUAGUUUAAAUUCAAUUUAACUUCCUGUGGGUGGAGCUAAAUUAACUCAAAUUCAGGCUUAUGAAAUAAACUGAGAUCCAUUUAGUCUUUCCUAGCCCUCAAAUGAAGGUGGCAGCUGUGAUAGAAUUAAAAAAGCCAUAAAAAUACAGAGAAAAGGAGCUGGAGGAAGAACAUUAGUGUAGCUGAAAGUUUCACUUCAUAAUCCUUUUUCUGGGACAUUGAAUGAGUGAAACACAAAGAAGGUGAAGAUACUUUUAAUUCGUUUUCUCCCAAAGCCAUCAUUGAAUUCUUUUGUAAAAAAAAACAAACAAAUAAAUACUUAUAAAAAAUAAAGAAACAAUGCAGAGCUGAUACCUCCAUGUCCUGUUUUGACAUUCAUGACUGCUGAUAAAUAAAAAAUGGUCUCAGUCUGAGCAUAACUGAUUCUUUUUACGAUGCUGCUCUUUUAUCUCCUGUAUUUUUGCACCAAAAGCAGGAACCUAAAGGGACAAACGUGCAUCGCUGUGUCCUCCGUCUGUAAAUAUUAAUUUUGCAAGCUAACGACAGGCUGUAACAAGGCUGUGAAGUGCAGGAAGAGAGGGUAGAGGAGGAAGAGGGGUGCAUUUUCUUUUCAUUUUUUUUUUUUUCCGAGCAAGGGCUUUUAAUUUUUAAAGAACAGGAGCACACAAGGGCUUUUCAUGCUCAACACUCCGGCAAUGUCGUUUAGAGGGUGUAAUGUUGGAGGGAGGGAAGAGACUUUUGCACGGAAACAACGGUUUUAUAAAGCCGAGAGCGGAGAUGUGGAGAAGACUUGGCCUGUCCUGCUCUCCUCUGUUCACCUCAGACUAGAUCACUUAAACUUAGAUUAAUUAGAGAUAACAAAUGUAGCCUUAUGUGCAAAGAUAGUGAUUUAAAAAAUUAAUUAUAUUGGAAAGGUUAGCUUCUUGAUUAGAUCCCACAUACUCAUUUUGAUUUGUUUGUGCUUAGCCGCUGUAGCUACACGGGUCCCUCAGGCCCCUUAGGGUCAGAACUGCCAUCCAUGAGCCAUGCCAGCUUUGACCAUUGAAUCCAUGCAUGCCACAUCCAUUUGCUUCCAGCAGCUACAUUCUAUCUCCAAUCAGCUCUCAAACAGCACCCGCGUCUCUAUGACUCGUAGGGACUGGUGCAUUAAAGACGCCUUACAGGGGUGUUUGGGCCCCUAAGCCUGAGCUGUUUUGAUGUUUACUCCUAUAGAGAGCGGGGUGCUCUUUGAGGCUGUCCACCAUUGAUCUUUGAUACUCAAAUAUCAAGAAAUAUUGUAUUAUUAGUAAAUAUAUAUAUAUAUAUUCUAAAGGUGCCAUUGUGCAGAGAUGAACUCUGUCACAUUAUAUUUAAUACUGUAUUCUUCUGGAAUACGGGACUGAUCACAAGCAGAGUUGGGAUGCAGGACUGCUCGUGUUUCUCAUGUAUUAUUCUAGUUUUAUCGUCUACUUUGAUGUAGUUGUGAGGUUGUUUUGAUCACACUGGAAGCCUCUGUGCGAAGGGAACACAUCGGAGAGACGGGGGACGAACCCCCCCCUCAUCCAACUGGUGCAAGAGGCAGGACAGUCAACGCUGGGAAACACACACCGACACGCAUUUCGACGAGAUCGUUGGGAAUUUUGACUCGAAAUUGCAAAAUAGUGAGACUAAGACGAAGCAGGGACGAUUAUCCCUGCACGACUGGGCAAACGCAUACAGCACAUGCUCACAACCUCUGCUUUGCCCUUUGUGGUGCAAGGAGGGAAAAAAAAUCACUGUGUUAUGUUUGAUGUUUCUUCAGGGGGCAAAAAAAAAGAAAAAGAGUAAAAAUGUCCCUGUUGCUUUGAUCAUUGGGGAAUAUCCUGAGCCAGCCAAUCAAACACGGACGAUCAGCAGAACUGGAACUUUAUUCAACCAACUCUGAGACUCGUGACACUUCCGGUGCACAGACACACUGACACAAAUAUGGCUGCUGUGUGAGGAGGGCUUCUCGUGCCUGCAUGUUUGUGCGUGUUCACGUAAUUGUGUGUGCGCGCGUGUGUUUGUGUGGUGUGUGCAGCUGGUCUCUCCUCACCCAUGCACCUAGUGCCUGCCUGCCUGUCCUGCCUUCAGACAGUUCCAAGAUCAGCCAUGAGGCCUCCUGGAAAAACCUCCGCUGCAUUCCCACGACCUGACGCGGUUACAUUGGGAUCAGUUUUAGAGCUAAUCGCCUCAACCAUUCCCUCAGCAGAAAACAGCCAUACAAACUUACACAACUCUUCUUUUGCUAGGUCUCCAGGAUUUGUUUUUUUUGUUUUUUUUAAUCUUAAAGUUUACCCUCAGCGUUUAAUUAUCUACUAUUUACCAAACCUUAAUCAAUAGUUUAAUAAUAUCACCGUAUUUUUCGGACUAUAGGCCAAACCAAAUUACAAGGUGCACCAUCAACGAAUGGUCUAUUAGCAAACCUAUGUCAUAUAGCCGACAGGUCUGUCGGUCAGUCAGACUUUAUUAACUGCGUUCACAAUAACUCUAAGAUUUGUUUUAGACACACUACAUGUUUGCCACGUUUGAAGUGUUAGCAUGUUAGCGAUACCUGUAACGCUCUACCUUGUUUGCAAACCUAAAUAGCAGAUCGAUUCUGACAAAACAUGCGUCACUGUCACAACGCUAACUCCCAACUUUGUUAGUAGCAUAAAAAAAAAAAUAAAAACACAUCGCAACACUAUACUGAACAUUAGCGUAUUUACAGAAACAUUGUUAGAAACAAAUUAAAAAACAUAGUACGACACAGCUAGCUGCAUUAGCGUGGUAAACUUCUAAUCUUGUUAGUAACGUACAAUUGAAAAACAUGGUACACAUUAAACGUGUUACCAAAUUUACAAAACUCCUGUGUUAGUUAGCACAUUACAAAAUGCUGUACGACACAGCUACUCAUUAGCUGCAUUAGCAUAUUAACUUAAACUCUUGCUCUCUUUAGUAACGCAAAAUUAAAAAGUACUGUCCAAUACUGCUACAGUGUUAGCGUAUUUACAAAAACUCCUAAAUGUGUAGUAACACGUUAAAAAAACAGUUUAACACUGAUACACAUUAGCCACAUUCCCGUGUUUACAAAAACUCCUAACCGUGUUAGUAACACGUUAAAAAACACAGUUCGACACUACUACACGUUAGCCACAUUAGCGUGUUUGCAAAAAAUCCCAACCUUGUUAGUAAAAUGAUAAAAAAAACACAGUUUAACAAUGCUACAUGCUAGCCACAUUAGCGUGUUUACAAAAACUGUAAACCUUGUUUGUAGCAUGUAAAGAAAAAACAGUCCGACACCGCUACAAGUUAGCCUUUUUAGCGAGCCAUAUUUACAAAAACGUCAAACCUUGUUAGUAACUCAAUAAAAACACAGUUUGACACCAAUACACGUUAGCCUCAUUAACAAAUUCACAAAAACUACAAACUUUGUUAGUAACCAUUCAAAAAAAACACAGUUUGACACUACUACAGUACAAGUUAGCCAGAGUAGUGUGUUUACAAAAACUCUUACCUUGUAAGUAACUCGUUAAAAAAAACACAGUUCGACACCGCUAAACAUUAGCCACUUUAGCAUGCCGUAUUUACAAAAACUCCUACUUUGUUAGUAGCACGUAAAAAAGCAGUAAAAUGCUACUUGGCCACUUCACUGUAUAUACAAAGAUUUCUAACCAUACACCAAGUAAUAAAAACACAAUCUGACACAGCUACACAUUAGCUGCGGUAGUGUAUUUACAAAAACUCCUUAUUAGUAACACAAAAAUAAAACAGUCCGACACGCUACAUGUUAGUAACAUUAGGAAAAUGUUUGGAACAAAAAAGACUAGCAUUAUUACUUGGUUGUGUAGAUUUCAAAAUCACUUUGAAAUCAAGAAUCACCGUCAGAAUUAAGAAAUAUGAAGCGCUCCGGAUUGUAAAACGUACUGUUGGUUUUUUAGAAGAAUUUUAAGGUUUUUAGGUGCGCCUUAUAGUGCGGAGAAAAAGGUAUUUUUAAAAAACUCUUACUUAAGCUACAGAAAAAUAUAUAUAUACAUAAAAAUAAAGGCAGCAAAUAAUUCUGUAAUUAUUCCAGCUAUGAAAUGUAGUUUACUUGUUUUUUUAUUCCAGAUUCUACCUUAAUCUCUACAUUUAACCUUUUUCUGUGUAAACAUAAACAUCCAAAGGCCACCAAACGGUGAGAUAAUUUUAAGCAUCAGCAGCUGGAAUCUUGAAAUUCUAAAAGGAAUCGUUUACAAAUAGAUUUUACGCACAUUUGCAGAGAAAUAAGAAAAAAAACAAUCCUGUAAAAAAACAAUCCUGUAAAAGACAUUAUUCAACAUGAAUUGUAAUUAUUUUUCUAUGAGUCAGAUUGUAAAUAUGCAUAAUUAUUCAUUGCUGUUUAUUGAGCCAAGUUCUAAGAAAGCCACACAUUAGUUUCACAUUUUCUCUGAUUGGUCUAUUGAUUUAUCAGAAACAUCCAUCCUAUGUGUUGUUUGAGGUGAAACCAAAGUAACUGUUUCAUGGUUGACGAACAAAGAAAACUGAGGGAUGCAAACAGAAAAUUUCUUCUCCACAGAUUUAAAACAAUCGAACAGAAAUGUGAGAAAUGUGUCUUCCUUCAUCAAUGGGAUUUAAAAGUCACCCAUCUGGAUGACUAAUCUUAAUCGUGAAGAUUCAAUCAUCUUUUUCCAGAUUAUUUUGACACUUUAUGGCAAAGAGUAAACGGUAACUUUUGUGGCCGCGUCACUCAACAGGAGGAGCGCAAAACUGUUGAAAAAAUUAAAAAUGGAAAUAUUAGUGCUUGCUCCGAGUUUUAAUCUGUCUAAAACACAAACAUAAGGUCAGAGGUCAGAGCCAGCAACUCAACACACACUUUUCUUAACUUUUCUUUACCUGACCUGUGUUCUCACCUGUGUGGAUCGUGUGGAAAAUAAAGGCUGCCCUGUUUACGAGAGGCUCAGCCCACUAACAAACAUUAGUACUUCAGUGGCAAACGACUGUAAACUGACUGUCCAUUUGAAUCUGAUCUGAGGACUGUUAGAGAACAAACAAACUCAGGAGACGAGUCACUUGCAUUUGUAUUCCUCGGUUGGCCUAUUGAUUUGUGUUUUGCAACAACUUGAAAUACUACAAGGUGUGUUGCACAUGUAGCAUUGGCCUAGUAACGUUGUUUUUCUUCAAGGGAACGUGUCUGGCAGGCAUUGUAGCAGUUUGGCUUGAAGAUGAAACCCUUCAGAUGGAGAUGAGACUAAUAAAUAGGAAGCAGAUGUUGCUCUGCGUGUCGCCACAUUGGGGAUUGUGUUGCUCGAGCGCCGAAAGUGAAAAACGAGCGCCUCUAGUUAAAAGUGUUGUUUCUUGAGGAAAAUCCCCCCCCCCCCUUCAAUUGUGGGCGAAAGAGAGUUUCGGCUGAAAGCGUGGUUGGCGGGUGGCUGCAGCUUUUACAUCCUCCACCCUCCUCUCUGAACGCACACGCAUGCAUGCACUCACAUCUGUCUCCUCCGUCCACGGGAACACCGACUGCACCUCAUGCACACAAACACAGCCGCACACAGACAACUGCCAGCCAGUUUCACUGUACACUUUAUGAUGUAAAACUCAGAACAACAGCAGUCUGACAUGGACAACAUGCUGUGAAGAAAAGCACACUUUUCCUUACAUGGUAUGAAUAUGAUGACAUAUAUGAAGAGUAUUAUAUACAGUAUAAUAACUAGAAAAUAAAGAAUCACCUUUUCAAA
Messenger RNA from Oryzias melastigma (Indian medaka), 11439 nucleotides. RefSeq names its product calcium channel, voltage-dependent, gamma subunit 3b (gene cacng3b). The coding region runs from base 1373 to 2320 and encodes 315 amino acids. The record is from RefSeq and is a predicted model, not a curated record. NCBI's taxonomy places the organism in Eukaryota, Metazoa, Chordata, Actinopteri, Beloniformes, Adrianichthyidae. Gene Ontology annotation, molecular function: voltage-gated calcium channel activity; channel regulator activity. Gene Ontology annotation, cellular component: AMPA glutamate receptor complex; postsynaptic density membrane. Gene Ontology annotation, biological process: positive regulation of synaptic transmission, glutamatergic; neurotransmitter receptor transport, postsynaptic endosome to lysosome; transmission of nerve impulse. The transcript is spliced from 4 exons.